Molecule: messenger RNA, 4551 nt
Organism: Zootoca vivipara (common lizard)
Lineage: Eukaryota; Metazoa; Chordata; Lepidosauria; Squamata; Lacertidae
Source: RefSeq, a predicted model, not a curated record
UAGCGACCAAGCUGAGCGGUGAGGAGACCAGACCGGAAGCUCCAAGGCCGACACGUUCCCGGUACCGCCAGCGGCGCGUUUCAGUUUCGAUUCUUGCGGUGGCCGCUUGUGCCGGGGAAGGAGCGGAGCCCGUUUGCUACGGGACGGCUGCAGCAGGGAAACGAAAGCGGAGCAGCAGCGCUUCCAGCAGACGGACGAGUCUCCCGCUCGGAGCCAGUCGUCUGCAGAGGGGGCUCCGCCGCUCUUGGCCCGGACUUGCCCACCAACCACCCCGGGGCGCUGUUUCCUAGGCCGUACCAAAAUGGCAGACAACCAAGCUGUUCCAAGAUUUUACAUGGCGAGACUUAAUGAAUAUUGUCAGAGACAACGUUUACGAUUGGACUAUAGGGAUCUUGGUUUUGAAGGCCCACCUCAUAAUCGUGUAUUCACUGUAGCAGUUGAAAUAGAUGGAAAGCAGUUUAGCCAAGCAACAGGUAAAACCAAGAAGGAGGCAAAAGAUCAAGCAGCAUUCUUAGCUUGGGAGUCCAUACAGCAAGAACUGCCAUUGCCUGAGCCUGCUGCACUACCAGCUUCUUUACCUAACUUUCUUACCUUGCUCAAUGAAUAUUCAUCGAGGAACAAAGUGGUGGUUCGAUAUGAUGUGGUUUCUAAAUCUGGCCUGGAUCACAUGCCAAUUUUUCACUGUGUCUGUAAAAUUGAUGAUAAAGAUUUUGGUGAGGGAACAGGAAAUAAUAAACAAACUGCAAAACGGAUUGCAGCCAGGCAAGCGUAUGAAAAGUUGAAUGACCAAGCAACUUCCAGGGCAGAAAGAAGUGCUUCCCUUACAAAUAGUUCUAGAAAUCCACCACACAGUAAUUCCCAAGAAUCAUCACCAGAGGCAUCUGGGACGUCUGCUCAAGAGGCUGUGGACUUUGCUUCCAACAAAUCGGAUAGUGUAGUUUUCCAGAGCUCCGGUAUCUAUUCAAAUGGUACAGGUCGGGAUUCCAGCUGUAACCAUGCAGCUGACAAACUUGCUAAUCAGUUUGGUGCCAUACAGCUCAAUGAAGCUUCUCCAUCCUCUCUGGCAAGUCCCAAAGAUUCUGCUGUGAGACCUAAAAAAAGAGAGACGCCAUUGGCACCGAAAUUUUCAAAGCCGAAUCGAAAGCAAAGCAAGUACACCAUCAAUGAAAAGUUUCUGGACGAUUUUGAAGAUAUACAGAAAAUUAAAUCUGGUGGAUAUGGAACCGUUUUCAAGGCAAAACAUUUCAUUGAUGGUCGAUUAUUAGCUGUUAAACGAGUCAAGCUUCUUGUAGGAGAAGAGGAAUCAAAAAAGGAAGUACAAGCCUUAGCAAACCUUGAUCAUGAAUAUAUAGUUCGAUAUUUUCAUUGUUGGAUCGGGAAAGAUAAUAUCCCAUCGCCAGAGGAUAGUGAACAGAGGGUGCAAGGUGACUGCCUUUUCAUAGUGAUGGAAUAUUGUGAAGCAGGAACACUUAAAGAUUGGAUUAGUAAGGAAAGUGCAAAGGAAAGCUAUCAUGAAGAUGUCAAAAUUAAAUUCCAGCAAAUAGUGGAAGGGGUAGCAUAUAUCCAUUCUAAAGACUUAAUUCAUCGAGAUCUCAAGCCAAUAAAUAUAUUAAUAUCUAGAGACAAUAAAAUAAAAAUUGGUGAUUUUGGGCUAGUAACCACAGGUGUAGAUGACCUUUCAGUACAGCGGACAGAAAAGAGAGGAACAGCACAAUACAUGGCUCCUGAACAGGAGGGGAACACUUAUGGAAAGGAAGUGGAUAUCUUUCCGUUAGGAUUAAUUUUAUUUGAAAUGCUUUACACAUUCCAAACUUAUCAUGAGAAAUACCAGAUAUUCAAGGACAUAAAAGAAGGCAAAUUACCAGAACCAUUUACAAAGGAGUUUCCAAUAGAGGCAUCCCUAAUUAAGAAACUGCUUUCAAAAGUGCCGUCUCAGAGACCAUCGGCAUCUAACAUUUUGCAUUUUUUAAGGAAAAAGCAGUAUCGCUUUUUCCUUGACUUGUUAACUAAUAUCCGUCCAAACAUAACUGCAUAAUUUUGGUCUAAAGGUAGUGGUUCCUUUUGCUGUUGCUAAUGUUGAAAAUCUCAUCUGAAUCAAAACUGGCACAUGGAUCCACCAACUCCUUGGGAAACUUAAAUCUGGAAUUGCCUCUUCCUAUAUGUUCUGCUGUGGCCUUUGAGGGGAUCUGCAAGGUGCUCUUGUGGAGGCAAAAUUUCUCUGAAGCCAGAACUAGACACCUGUGCCUUGAACGUGUGGCUGCCUUUAAAAACUGUCCUGCUCUCUCAUGGGAGGCUCAGCCUCAGUGGCUAGAAGCCCAUUUUACAAGCUGUGACAGAUAUGGUCAUGGUAUACUGAGGCAAAGGAUUUUUAUAGGCUGUCUUUUCCAUGCUUGUAAUUUAAAAUAAUAAACGAUCUCUCCUUUGUUUGCAGGCAUCCCUAAUUAAGAAACUGCUUUCAAAAGUGCCAUCUCAGAGACCAUCGGCAUCUGACAUUUUGCGUUUUUUAAGGAAAAAGCAGUAUAGCCCACACACUUGUUAACUACUAAUACCUGUCCAAACAUAACUGCAGAAUUUUGGUCUAAAGGUAGUGGUUCCUUUUGCUGUUGCUAAUGUUGAAAAUCUCAUCUGAAUCAAAACUGUGGCAGGUGGAUCCACCAACUGCUUGGGAAACUUAAAUCUGCAUUGCCUCUUCCUAUAUGUUCUGCUGUGGCCUUUGAGGGGAGCUGCAAGGUGCUCUUGUGGAGGCAAAAUUUCUCUGAAGCCAGAACUAGACACCUGUGCCUUGUACGUGUGGCUGUCUUUAAAAACUGUCCUGCUCUCUCAUGGGAGGCUCAGCCUCAGUGGCUAGAAGCCCAUUUUACAAGCUGUGACAGAUAAGGUCAUUCCUGGACUGAGAGAACUUGACCACAGUGGUUCAGGCAUUGGUGACUUCAAGGUUAGAUUACUGCAGUGCACUCUGUGAGGCUUCCCCUGAACUUGGUUCACAAUAUGCUGUUAGUGUACAAGAAGAGAUGCUCUGCAUAGAACAGCUUUGCUCAAAGAACUGCACUGGCUGUCCAUUUGCUACCAGGCCAGGUCCAAGGUGUUACUAUUAGGGGCAGGAUCACCUUACAAGAUCUGCAUUAACUGGCACUGUUACAGGUGCCACAUAAUAAGAAAUCAGUCUUUACUGCAGUGGCACCUUCACAUUGAAACUCCCUGCCUGUGAUGCAGGUGCUUUCACGACAUUCUUUUUGGCAUCUGCUUAAAACACAUUUCUUUAGGUAAGCCUGUCCAGAUACGUAGAAGCCACGUGUGCUUUCUCUCUUUUUAGGUAUAGGUUAUUUUAAUCAACUUUUCAAUGUUUUUAAAUACUUGUGCUUUUUAUUGAGAAUUUUAAAGUGUUUUAUUUCUUUUUUUGUAAACUGCUUAGAGGUUUUCUUAUAAUCAAGUGGUAUAUAAAUUUUGUUCUUUUAAAAAUAUACGGUCUUCAGCUGAGCUGCAAACUGAUUUAUCUGGCGUCUGCAAGGAGAGUUCUGCAAGAUAUCUGCAAGAUUAAGUGUUUGUUUCCAAAAUUCCACCUAUUUUAUUGACAUGCAUUUAAUUAUUACUUGUAAUAAAUAAUAAAGGAAAAUAAUAGGAGUGACAUAAUAUGAGGCUUUUGAAGUAAUCUAGGUUCCUGCUUGGCAGGGGGGUUGGACUGGAUGGCCCUUGUGGUCUCUUCCAACUCUAUGAUUCUAUGAGGUUUUGGAGCUCUCUCUGCUUAGAAGCCUGUGUUAAAAUCCUAGCUGCGGUUUGGUAAGACAUAGGAAGCUGCUCAUACACAUUUGACCCAUUGGUUCAUCAAUAUUGUCUACUCUAAAAGGUAAAGGUAAAGGGACCCCUGACCAUUAGGUCCAGUCGUGACCGACUCUGGGGUUGCGCGCUCAUCUCGCAUUAUUGGCCGAGGGAGCCGGCGUACAGCUUCCAGGUCAUGUGGCCAGCAUGACAAAGCCGCUUCUGGCAAACCAGAGCAGCACAUGGAAACGCCGUUUACCUUCCCGCUGUGUUGUUGUUUAGUCGUUUAGUCGUGUCCGACUCUUCGUGACCCCAUGGACCAUAGCACGCCAGGCACUCCUGUCUUGCACUGCCUCCCGCAGUUUGGUCAAACUCAUGUUCGUAGCUUCGAGAACACUGUCCAACCAUCUUGUCCUCUGACGUCCCCUUCUCCUAGUGCCCUCAAUCUUUCCCAACAGCAGGGUCUUUUCCAAUGAUUCUUCUCUUCUCAUGAGGUGGCCAAAGUAUUGGAGCCUCAGCUUCACGAUCUGUCCUUCCAGGGAGCACUCAGGGCUGAUUUCCUUAAGAAUGGAUAGGUUUGAUCUUCUUGCAGUCCAUGGGACUCUCAAGAGUCUCCUCCAGCACCAUAAUUCAAAAGCAUCAAUUCUUCGGCGAUCAGCCUUCUUUAUGGUCCAGCUCUCACUUCCAUACAUCACUACUGGGAAAACCAUAGCUUUAACUAUACGGACCUUUGUCGGCAAGGUGGUGUCUCUGCUUUUUAAGAUGCUGUCUAGGUUUGUCAUUGCUUUUCUCCCA